Molecule: messenger RNA, 1047 nt
Organism: Hydra vulgaris (swiftwater hydra)
Lineage: Eukaryota; Metazoa; Cnidaria; Hydrozoa; Anthoathecata; Hydridae
Source: RefSeq, a predicted model, not a curated record
AUGAAUAAUAAAACUCAAAUUAAAGAUUAUAUUCGAACAAUUGAGAAUAACAAUGGAAUAGUUACUACCAACCUUUCUGAGAUUGCUAACGAACUAAACAAUUUUUUCAGCUCAGUUUUUACUAUUGAAGAUAAAAACCUCCCAGAGUUUCCAAAACAGUGCGAUGUUUUAUGCCCAAAUCCUACAUUCGAAAUUGAAACAGUUAGUAAGAAACUUGCAACUCUGAAUGUUUAUAAAUCAACUGGAGUAGACACAAUACACCCUAGAGUUUUAAAAGAAUGUUGCAAAAGUAUUUCAAAACCACUAUCAAUUAUAUGUGAUCGCUCAUUUUCGAGUGGCAUUGUUCCAUGUUUAUGGUUAUGUGCAAAUAUUGCCCCUCUGUUUAAAAAAAGAGAUAAACUAAAAGUAACAAAUUGUAGGCCGCUAUCACUCACAUCAAUAGUGUGCAAAGUGAUGGAAAGCAUAAUAAGAGACACACUAAUGAAUCAUCUGACUAAAAAUAGCAUACUCUCUGACUCUCAGCAUGGUUUUUCAUCAUCCAAAAGUUGUUGCAUAAAUUUACUUGAAACGUUUGAUAUAAUAAUUCAGGCACUUGAGGAAAAUUUAUCAGUAGAUAUAAGAUUUUUAGACUUUGCCAAAGCCUUUGACUCUGUUGCACAUAAGAGACUAUUAUUAAAACUACAAUCUUAUGGGAUCCAAGAACAAUUAUUAUAUGAUACAAAAAUUAUUUCAGUCAUUAAUACAGUCGAAGAUAGUCGAACGUUACAACAAGACUUAUGUAAGUUGUUUGAAUGGAGUGAAAAAUGUACAUUCGAUAUGAUUCAGCAAAAUGCUUUAGUUAUGGAAGAAACCACGUUAGAGAGUGAUCUUGUUGUAAUGAUAUCAAACGACGUCAAAUGGGAAAAGCAUAUUAACACAAUUGCGGCAAAAGCUAAUAGAAAGCUCGGUCAGAUAAAUAAAUCUUUUUUGCGAUUAGAUAAAAUUUCAAUGAAACAUUUGGACACGUCAUUGGUUCGUCCACACCUGGAGUUUGCGGUGCCGGUAUGA